AUGGCCAGCUAUCCUGUCUACCAUCUCAGACAGAUCCCGGGCUCAAAGACGUGGCUGCUUGAGAAGGGAGGCUCGCUUGAGAGUUCGGUGUCCCUUCCUGCCGAGCAACUUCCCUCGGUCGUUAGUUGCUUCGAUGACCAGGAUACACAAACGGCAGGGCUGAUUGAGCUUCAAGCUGUCAACUGUGUUGAGAGACCUAUCUCGUUGCAAGCGGACAGAGAGCCUCCAGGCCUUUGUGGAGUUGAUGAUGAAACUGUGGAAGAUGAUAACCACCCUGUGCAUAACACCCCAAGGACAGCAACAACUCCAAGGGAGGGUGCUGUCCGCCAGACUGAAGGCCUUCAGCAAGCAAAGUUGCAGCAUGCAAGCAGAGAUCGAACGGACACCUUCCAUGAGCCCAAUUGCUUUGGCAGCCCCAUGGUGCCAUCACCCCUCCAGUCCCAAAACCCAGACCACGGCCGAUCUUCUUGGGAAGCAACACAUGGCAGGGCUGUAACACAUCUGCCCACAGGUAGUGAUGCAAUCAGGCUGCAAGAUCUGCCAUCUCCACAAGCUUCAGCAGCAGGACUGAAUGUACAAACUCCUGUCAAGGAUGCUUUCCCAGCAGCAAACAUUACUGCUCGUCAAAUCCAGCCACAAGCUUCCAGAGACACGCAGCUAGAGGUCGAUCAGCAAGACCUGGCAUUUGCAGAGAGGAAGGCCACGCAGGCAGCCGUGCAGGGACCUUUUGUCCCAUCUGCUUUAAGUCUCCUCGUAGCGCCAAUGAGUAGUGCGGAAAACAGUGAUCCGAGAGCCAAGAAGGACCCUAGCACUCCUUUGAGAAAUGGCCCGUCUCUGCCGUCCUGCUUCCGUAUGGACGAAAGCACGCCGUCAAAGUCUCCCGCCGACUCUGCCCCAGACUACUUUCCAAGCCCGGAGAUGACACAGAAAGAGGCUGAGCGGCCCUCCUUUCUGCCAGGCAGGCAAUCUUUAGUUACGCCGCAGAUCAAGGGCUUCUCUCGUGGUGCGGGGUUGAUUUUGCCGACCACGGAUGUCCACCCUCCGCAGAGAGAGCAGACCCCCGUUCCCUUCCGCAUGGGCCCCUCCAAGCAUGCUGGGCAGCAAUCGCCCCUCCUGAACCAGCAGCUCGGACUCGAAAGUCCUCUCCUCAGGAAGAGCACGCCCCAAAUUCCACCGCAGACAGAACCCAUGCCUUGGCAGUCGAUAGCAGACCCUCAGCCUAGCGGUCCUGAAACCAGUCUUCUCAGGUCUGGUUCCUUUGGCCCCAUUCACCCCAGUCUGCCGCUUGUCCAGCCGUCGGCAGCGCCAGGCUUCAUGAGCUUCCAGAACCUGCGCACAGGGAAGGCUCACGCCGGCAAGCGGUCGGAGAAGGCGGCGCGGGUGCACGCCCUGUUGGACGAAGUUCUAGAGGAUGAUAAGCCAAGGGAGCUCUUUGAAGCCGGGGGAAAAGCGGGUCCGCAAAGCGGAGGGGAGAAGGGGUUCGAAUUUGGGUUCUCAAACGGGUUAAGGAAGAAAGUCGGGUUCUCUAACGCGUCGUGGGCCAGGGCGCAGAACUUGCUGCAAGAGGAGCUUCCGUCGCUAGGAAACGGUGCUUUCCCGGGGGGCGGUGCAAAUAUGCACGCACCUAACCCGACGGCAGGGUUCGAGAAUGGGCAAGCGUCGGCAGGGAUGGACUUCGGGUUCACGAACGGGUUAGGGGCGAAGAUUGGGUUCUCAGACGCGGCAUGGGGGAAGGCGCAGAACUUGAUGCGAGAAGAGCGUGUGCAGUCAGGGGGUGUUGUGGCAGGGCGACCAGGUGGACCAAAUGCACCAAUGGGGUUUGAGAACGGCCCUCAGGCAGCGGGUUCGGAUUUCGGCCUUAUGACAGAGACAGGGAAGAACUUCGGCCAAUCAAGCAAUGCUUUCGUGACUACAAAGGCUUCUUUGCCGCAUGAAGUUGGAGCGGCGGAGUGGAGGGGGCUUUCCGAAGAGCAGGUGGCCGGGCAAGCGCAACACUCGCAUGUUGGACUGGGGCUGGCUGAGGAACCCGCCUUCGAUUUUGGGUUUACUACCGGGUCAGGAAGGAAGGUCGGGGUCUCGGAAACGGCCCGGAAGAAAGCGCAGAGCUUGUUGCAGGAGGAACUGGGGCUGUCGGGGUUGCAGGGGUUCCAGCAGGGUUUAGCACAAGCCGGUCGAGAGGGCCUUGCGACGGGUCUGGCGUCAGGCUUCAAUCAGGGAUUUGCGCAAGCUAUCGGGGGACCUGAAAUGGCGGGUCUGACGUCGGGGUUUACUCGUGGGGUCGCGCGAGCCAGUGGUGUAGGCGGGGCGAUGGGUUUGGAGUUUGCAGGUGCGGAGGGGCCAGCUGAGAAGGGUUUGGAUUUCGGGUUUACGAGCGGUUCAGGCAAGAAGGUUGGGUUCUCGAGCGCUGCGUAUGCGAAGGCCCAGGCGUUGUUGCGUGAUGAGAUGGGGCAGUCUGAUUUGGGACGCUUCUCUGCGGAGCCCGGCACAGUUGGAGGCCUUGCAGACGGACAGUCUUUUCUUCGGAAGGGGGAGAAGUUCGCUAACGAGGCUUACGGACUUCGGCAAGGGGGACAAGGCGGGGCUACGACAGGGCUGACGGCAUUCGAGUUUGAUGUGCCGACAGACCCACAAGGAGUAGACACUUCCGGCGGAUGGAGAGCGGACGGGCAAGCCAGCGGAACUUUAGUUCCCGUUGGUCAGCAGCCUGAUUUCAGCAGAACCCCAGAGCCGCAGGCAGACGGGUUCUCGAUCUCGUUUCAAACCGGCAGCCUCAAGCCGCUCGUGGUCACGCCCGCAGAGCUGCAGCGGGGCAGGGCGUUCUUCGGGACGGACGGGGCGGAGCUCGGCUUCGGCAACCCGGGGCCUGAUGACGUCAGCAUGACGUCGCCCAGCUUCCAGACCGGGGUUCCAGGCGAAGGGUUCAACCUCCAGGGGGGCGCGAACGCGGCUGCUUUCGGGGGCGGCGGUUUUCAGACAGGUGGCCUGAAGCCAUUGCAAGGCGUGGAUGCGAAGAAGAUGGCCUGGGCGAAGCGGCUUUUGGACGAAGACGACGCUCCGCUGGUGACCGGGGGUGAAGCCGGUAGAACUCACCGGGGGAACCGAUCAGCAGGAGCGGCGGGUAGCGAAGUGCCCGGCGAGCCUCUCCGACUAGGUUGGCAACAGGGCGAUGGGGCGCCACUUGCUGAUGCGGCAAAUUGGCAAGAGGGUGCACAUUCUUUUGGUGCCAAACGGCAGCGAGUCGGGGGGGGAGAUGCAGUCCAACCGGGGGAGCCGCUGAGAUUGGGGUGGCAGGGACCGGGGGCUCAUUGUGAGGACGAGGUGCAAGGGGGGGUCAACGGAACGGGGUUUCAAGCCCAGGGGCAGAGAGGCGGUGCGUCUCAGCUGACAAGAAACGGACAGACGGGCGCUGAACUCCACAAAGAGAAGCUCAACCGGGCUUUGUCCUGUUGGGCGCUAGACGACGGGGGCGCGCCUCGAGCGGCCAGCGAUCCGAAACCCCUAAACCCCGGCGUGCAGCAUCUAAGGAGCGGAAGUGCGAACGCUCUGGCUCAGCAGCGGCUGAACCAGAGCGGGCCGACGGGGGUUCAGGGUUUAGGAGCGCGCUCGAGGCAGCCGCUCGCGACGAUUGGGUUGGGGAACCGGAGCGUAAUAACGCCUGGGGAGAGACAGAUUGGAGACAAGCCCCGCAAGCUCAAGUUCGACUCCCCCCGACCCCUCGCCGGUGGCCGCUCACGUCCACCCGACAAAUCUCCGCUCCCCGGCCCGUCCGCCUUCAAGUCGCCCCUCCUUGCUCGCACACCGGAUCACCCAUUACCCAUGCCCCCUUCCUCUUUCCAGCAGACCACGCCUCCUAACCUCCGCCAAACCCACUCCCCGUUCGCUAACCAAAGCAUAGCCCCCCCCUUCGCCUUCGAUAUGCACACCCCACAGAGCGCGCUCGUUCCUUUUCGCUUUGACACGGGCGAUGCCGUCACGGGGGGGCAGCCAGGCACCCCGCAGAUCGCGGCAGCUCAGCAGCCAGCGCCGGCGCCGCUUCACACCGGCGGUCCACUGCAGGAAUUGCACGACAUGUACAGGGGUGUGAAACGGCCCAGCCUCCGCGAGGCGUUUAGGGAGGCUCCUGGAGGGGACUGCGACGUUAGCAAGGUUGCCGUUGAGGUGCGCCUCAUGACGAGCGACUCUGCGUCAGCAUUCCGCUUCUGCGACGCCGGAACUGGAGCCUCCAUGGGGCACCCGGAGAUGCGUCAAGAUCUGCUGAGAGCGGGGGCGGAGGCAAAGCACGCGACUCGCGACUGGGUCGAGAAUCACUACCGGUGGAUCGUCUGGAAGCUGGCGGGGUACGAGCGGAGUUUCCCCGGCCGUUGCGCGGGACGGAUGCUCACUGCGGAGCGCGUCUUUGAUCAGUUAAAGUAUAGGUACCAGAGAGAGAUCAAGGAGGGCCAGCGGUCCGCCCUCAAGCAGAUCUGCGAGAAGGACCAGCCACCCAGCCGCCUUAUGGUGCUCUGCAUCUCUGCCGUCCGUUCCUGGGGAUUGACGGUUGCAGGCACCCCUGCCAACAAGACCCCCUCCAGCGUACGAACGGACGGAAGCCAGCGGACGGAAAACAACCAGGGGCGGAACGAGGGCGUGGGCGUGCCCGCGAAGGUCGAGGUGACGGAUGGCUGGUACUGGCUGACUGCGCAGCUGGACAUGCCCCUCACGCGCCUUCUGCACGAAAAGAAGCUGCGGGUCGGUCAGAAAAUCAAGGUCUUUGGUUCUGCUCUCGAGGGUUUGGCAGACGGAGCGCCUCCGCUAGAAGCGUGCACGAUGUCGUCUCUGGUUAUCCGGAUGAACGGCACGCACAGGUGCCGGUGGGACGAGAAGUUGGGCUUCUGCAAGAGCCGCCCAAUGGCUGUGCCGCUCAAGCGCAUCAAGGAGGGAGGGGGCACCGUUCCGCUGACGGCCGUCGUGGUCACGCGAAUGUACCCCAUGCUGUAUAUGGAAAAAUUGCCUGGCGGUCAACGCGUUAUGCGGUCUGCAAAGGCGGAGGAUAUAGCCAAGAGACGCUUCGAGGAGAGCCGUGCCACGGUGGCAGAAGAAGUUGCUGCCCGCAUGGAGGGUUCCGGCUCCGGUUCCGGUUCCGCACAGAAGGCGCGGCCUAGCGAGGGCGCUCGCCUGCACGCCGAGCUCGAGAGCGCGGCCGACCCGGAAGGCGUCUUCCAGGGGAUGAGCGAACACCAGCGAUCGGCACUGCAGGCAUUCCAACAGCAACAGCAGGAAACCAUGCAAGCAGACUACACGUCAGCAGUCGACGAGGAGCUUCAGAAGCGGGGCCUCGAGAAGCGUGACGUCAGCUCCAACCUGCGCGUGCGCGUGGCGGGCAUUCACACAAACGAAGCCGACAAGCUGGGUUUGGGCGUGACAAGCCUCGUACGGUCCCCUUUGCGCAGCCAGAACGGGGAAGCCAUCAUCACGAUCUGGCGGCCCAGUGACGAGCAGAUACAAGAUCUCGCCGAGGGUGCGCUUUACCUGAUCACCAACCUCGUUUCCAAGGCGAAAGGGUCCGGUCCCCCGGGCGGCGGCCCGAUCCUCAUGAACUCGAGCCCGCGGACGAAGUGGCAGCGGGUGCCUACGUCAGCAGUCAAGCAUAUGACGUACACGUACCAUCCCCGAGAGGCGGUCCGCCUCUCCACCCUCGACGAAACACCCGUCGGAAGCGAGUUCGACACCGCCGCAUACGUCCUCCUUUGCACCGCCCCGCGCCCCGCCGGGGCCCGCCGCCAGCAAUGGCUCUUCGUCACCGACGGCUCCCUCGAGGGGGACUGCUACGGCAUCCUACCGGACGAGAUUCCGCCAGACGCGGACGGAACUCCGCCGGAACCUGACCGGCUGCCCGUGAUCCUGGCCCUGGACGUCAGCCUUCCGGCGGACGCCUUCGUUCCGCUGGACGGAUUCCGCGGCUCGGUCGUCGCGCUCGCGAACGUGCGGCGGCUGCCGCGCGACGAGCAGUGCGGCUUCGGACGCGGAGCUGCGUCCGAGGUGACCGUGGUGUCCGGAAACGUGAACGGUACGUACCUGCGGCACCUGAAGGAGAAGGCGGCGGCGGUGGGAGCGUGGGCCGGAGCGUCGGCCGAGAUCAUCAAGCGCGCAGAGGCGUAUGUGUCCAGCAUUGUUGGGAGGGAAGCCGGGGGAGCUCCGUCAAAUGAUCCAGCGCCGCAAGGCCCCCCAUUACGAAGGCAAAUGCAAGCGAAGUCAGUUAAGCGUGCCCGCAACUAGAUACCAGCAAGCUUUAUCCAGAUAUCCCUCCAGAUUACCUCCAGACCGCAAGAUCCAGAGUCGCGCAGCAGGCUUCCAAAACGGUCUCUCGAGUUGCGGACUGAUAUAAAAAGUUCAUGCUAGACGCAAUUACAGCGGAAAGCAAUCGUGCGUUGGGCCAGGUUUCGCCGUCCAGAGUAUUGAAGCAAGCAUUGGUACAUUAGUAUCAUAGGUAGGUCCACACAGUGUGCAAGCUGUGGCCGGAAGUUUGGUCAAACACUAUUUUUGGGGAUAGCAGCGUCAUUCGCCAGCCAAGUUCUAUUUAGGCCGGAUGCCAUAUGUACGAAGUCGUUGCAACAAUAUAUACUGAAUCCGUGUCU
This is a messenger RNA of Klebsormidium nitens, 6614 nucleotides long. The record is from the annotation of a GenBank genome assembly. NCBI's taxonomy places the organism in Eukaryota, Viridiplantae, Streptophyta, Klebsormidiophyceae, Klebsormidiales, Klebsormidiaceae.